CAACAAACAAAAAGACCAUGCCCACCAACUGUUCGUUGAAAGGAUAAUUUCAAACAAAAAAAAAAAAAACCUUGUCCAAGCUGAAAUGAGUCUCGUUGGCGACGAAAGUGAUUGGCCUCUUCUAUGCAUUUGUUUUGUUUCAAGGCUUAAAAGGAAGGAGAAGUUAAUAAUGCAAAGUUUUGCUAAACCCCAUUAUCAGAUUUUGGCCAAAAACAUAGCAAGCAGCAACCGUCAAACACUCCUUCAAUAAUGAUACCCCAAGCAGAUAUUUCUUCUUUGUCUUCUUCUUCUUCUUCUCCGACGCCUCUAUGGAUGUACGACGUCUUCCUCAGUUUCAGAGGCAAAGACACCCGCACAGGUUUCACAGACCAUCUCUAUGCUGCUCUGAUUCGGAAAGGAAUUAUCACAUUCAGGGAUGAUGAAAAGCUCAAGAAAGGAAAAUCUAUCUCCAAGCUCUUCAAUGCAAUUGAACAAUCAAGGUAUGUGGUCGCCAUUCUUUCGAGUAAUUAUGGCGAUUCGACAUGGUGUUUGGAAGAGCUUGCAAAGGCUGUUGAAUGCAAGGAACUGAUGGGACAGACACUAAUCCCAAUUUUCUUUCACGUCCAUCCAUCUGAGGUGGGAAAUCAAACAGGGAGUUUCGAGAUAGCCUUUUCUAAGAAUGAACAAGCCUUUAAAGGUAAUUUAGAAAAGGUGGAAAGGUGGAGAGCUGCACUUUCUCAAGCAGCCGGUCUCUCUAGAUACCAUUAUUUGCAUAAUGGGUACACAAAACUUACUAUUCUUCAAGUUUUUUUAGUUGCAACCUUUUGCAGAUAUGAAUCAGAACUCAUUCAAACUGUUGUCCGCAAUAUUUCCACUGAAUUAUGUCAAACAAUGCCUAGUGCAUUUACAGAUUUAGUUGGGAUGGAUUCUCGCGUAAAAGAAAUGCUUUCGUACUUAGUGAUAAGGUUGAAUAAAGUACGCAUGAUAGGCAUUUGGGGGAUGGGGGGAAUGGGUAAGACGACUAUUGCUCAUGUAGUUUCUGAAAGGAUACGUGCUCAGUUUGAAGCUUACAGCUUUCUUUCGAAUGUUAGAGAGGUAACUGAAAAACAAGGUGUAGUUCAUUUACAGAAGAAACUUCUUUCAGACAUCUUGCUGGAAAGUAGUGUAAGCAUACACAACACUUAUACAGGAAUCAGUAUAAUUAGGCGAAGAUUAUGUACUAAAAAGGUUCUUAUCAUUCUUGAUGAUGUGGAUCGGUUAGAACAAUUGAGGGCAUUGUCUGGCCAUAAUUGGUUCGGUCCAGGGAGUAGAAUCAUCAUAACCUCAAGGGAUAAACGUGUGCUAAUAGAACAUGGAGUGGACAAAAUAUAUCAGGUUAAGCCAUUGACUAACAAUGAAGCUCUUCAACUCUUUAAUUGGAAAUCCUUCAGGAGUGACCAGGUUGGAGAAGAAUUUCUCGAGCUAUCUAAGAGUUUUGUAAAAUAUGCUAAUGGCCUCCCAUUGGCCAUUGAAAAUCUAGGUACAUCCCUCUUUCAGAGAAGCCUAGAAGAAUGGCCAGGUGCAUUAUUUAGACUAAAAGAAAGGCCUGACAAAAUAACUUUUGAUGUUCUUAAAGUAAGUUUUGACGGAUUACAGGAAAUAGAAAAGAAAAUAUUUUUGGACAUUGCAUUUUUCUUUAAAGGAGAGGACAAAUAUCGCGUAACAAGAAUACUAGAGUGUUGUUAUGGCCACUGUCCAGUCAUUCAUAUUAAAGUUCUCAUGGAAAAAUGUCUUCUAACUCCAUUCGGAAGAAAAUUGUGGAUGCAUGAUUUGAUACAAAAAUUGGGUUGGGAAAUUGUUCGUCAAGAAAAUCCUGAGGCAGGCAAACGUAGCAGGUUGUGGCUUCCCAAUGAUAUCAUCCCUGUGCUUGUAAAUAAUACGGGAAUGACUGCGGUCCAAGGUGUAUACCUGAAUUUUCAGAAAAAUGAGGAGAUUAACUUGAGUGUUAAUGAUCCUUUUUCAGAGAUGAAAAAUCUAAGAUUGCUCAAAAUUUGGAACGGGGACUUUUUUGGAAAAGCCAAUUAUCUUUCUAACCAGUUAGCACUUUUGGAAUGGCAUGAAUGUCCUUUAAAUUAUUUGCCAUCAGAAUUUGAAUCAGAUAAGCUUGUCGAACUCAAGAUGCAUUCAAGUCGCAUUAAACAACUAUGGACAGGGGAUAAUUUCUUGCUGAGAGUGUUCCAGUAUUUCUUCAAUGGCGUUCAUGUAGUGGCUGCAAAUUCCGGGAAUUUUUUGAACCUUGGCGUUGUCGCCGCUGCGAUUGAUGACCAUUUUGAUGAAGCUGAGGGUGGGUUCAGAACAGAGGGCGAGGAAGGGGUAUCCGGAGUUCCAGGAAUUAUGAGCAGAAUGUGGAUACAGAACCCUAACAGGUGUGCAGACGAAUACUUGGAUGGAAUCGAGGACUUUAUUCACUUUGCACGGUCACACAACCCGGGUGAAACUAGAAUCUGGUGUCCUUGUAGGAGGUGUAACAACAUGUUGUGGGAGACAAUUGAAACUGUUCGAUUUCAUUUAGUAAGGAAUGGAAUGAUUGAGACAUACAGCACUUGGAACCAUCACGGGGAACAAUUAGACAUUGGUUUGUCUUCAAGGGCCACAAGAGUGGACAAUGUUGAACCUAUUGUGGAUCCUAAUGAACAAGUGAUGGAUAUUAUUUUGAUUGUGGACAAUCUUCCUUGCUUUUCCAUUUGCAUCGACGAGUAG
Molecule: messenger RNA, 2718 nt
Organism: Prunus avium (sweet cherry)
Lineage: Eukaryota; Viridiplantae; Streptophyta; Magnoliopsida; Rosales; Rosaceae
Source: RefSeq, a predicted model, not a curated record